Priapulus caudatus is the source of this 431-nucleotide messenger RNA. RefSeq names its product SWI/SNF-related matrix-associated actin-dependent regulator of chromatin subfamily A containing DEAD/H box 1B-like. The annotation marks the transcript as partial. The record is from RefSeq and is a predicted model, not a curated record. The transcript is spliced from 4 exons. Lineage: Eukaryota; Metazoa; Priapulida; Priapulimorpha; Priapulimorphida; Priapulidae.
UACAGCAGCUGCCGUGUAAAGUAGAUCUCGUCAUCCGUUGCCGCCUCCCCGCGGCGCAGCGCGAACAUUACGACCGCCUGGUGGCGCUACUGUCUGCCAGCAUGGCGAGCGAACAUCACGCGACGCGCGACAAGGCAGCAGGAAUGCUAAUGCAGCUUCGUAAACUAGCCAAUCACCCGCUGCUUCACCGCAUCAAGUACACCGACGAAAUGCUCCACAAGAUGGCAGCACUCAUGCUCAAGGAACCGUCUCACAGGGAUGCUGAUGCUAAGCUUAUACAGGAGGACAUGGCGGUCAUGUCGGACUUUGAACUUCACAAGCUGUGUCGGAUGUAUCGGAGUGUGGAGAAGUUUUCUCUGCCACCAGAGGAGCUGCUGAUGUCAGCAAAGUUUGAAAUGUUAGACAAGUUGCUGCCAACGAUGAAGGAGAAU